Messenger RNA from Acanthamoeba castellanii str. Neff, 3543 nucleotides. Its product is annotated as Ribosome biogenesis protein. Gene Ontology annotation, molecular function: U3 snoRNA binding; GTPase activity; GTP binding. Gene Ontology annotation, biological process: endonucleolytic cleavage of tricistronic rRNA transcript (SSU-rRNA, 5.8S rRNA, LSU-rRNA); maturation of SSU-rRNA from tricistronic rRNA transcript (SSU-rRNA, 5.8S rRNA, LSU-rRNA); ribosome biogenesis. The transcript has 8 exons. Gene Ontology annotation, cellular component: nucleus; 90S preribosome. Lineage: Eukaryota; Discosea; Longamoebia; Acanthamoebidae. The coding region runs from base 1 to 3543 and encodes 1180 amino acids. The record is from RefSeq and is a predicted model, not a curated record.
AUGGAGCAGCAGGCGGCACACCCGCACAGAAAGCCCAAGGCCGGACCCAAGGCACAAAAGAAAAAGGCCAGGCAGCUGUCCAAACAAACGAACCAGCCCGCCGACAAUGAAGCCGCCAAGCAGCGCAACCCGAAGGCGUUUGCGUUGCGUUCGGUGGCGAGUGCGACGCGUCGAACGCGCCGGCGGCUGGACCAGGAGGAAAAGAAGCAGCACGCGCCCCUCGUUGACCGCACGCCGGAGGAGCCGCCGCCGGUGCUCGUCGCCGUGGUGGGCCCUCCCGGAGUGGGCAAGUCGACCGUCAUCCGCUCUCUGGUCCAUCACUACACCGGCCAGAACCUCACCAAAAUCAACGGACCCAUCACCGUUGUCUCAGGCAAGAAGCGCCGCCUGACCUUCUUCGAGUGCCCCAAUGACAUGAAUGCCAUGCUCGACAUCGCCAAGGUCGCCGACCUCGUGCUUCUGGUCGUGGACGCCCACUUUGGGUUCGAGAUGGAAACGUUCGAGUUUCUGAACGUGCUGCAAGUGCACGGAUUCCCGCGUAUCAUGGGCGUGCUCACCCACAUGGACGAGUUCAAGAGCGCCAAGACCCUCAAGAACACCAAGAAGCAGAUGAAGCACCGCUUCUGGACGGAGAUCUACCAGGGCGCCAAGCUCUUCUACCUCACCGGCCUCCACGUCAACGGCCGCUACAAGAAACGGGAGGUGCUGAACCUGGGUCGGUUCAUCUCGGUGAUGAAGUUCCGUCCGCUCAUCUGGCGCAACACGCACCCCUACGUGCUGGUCGACCGCGUCGAGGACCUCACCGACCCCGAGCUCAAGCGCUCCUCCAACAACACCUGCCCCAGGGACGUGACGCUGUACGGGUGGGUGCGGGGCACGUACCUGAAGCCGAGCACCAAGGUGCACGUGCCGGGCUGCGGCGACUUUGGGCUCGAGGAGCUCACGGCUCUGGGCGACCCGUGCCCGCUGCCCUCGCAGGAGCGGAAGCGCACCCUCAACGAAAAGGACAAGCUGCUCUACGCCCCCAUGAGCGACAUCGGCAACGUCGCCUACGACAACGACGUCGUCUACAUCAACCUACAUCACCCGUCGGCCGCCGCCGCCCUCGAAGCCGCUAAACAGCGCGCCGCCGACGACGACGAAGAGACCGAACUCGGCGAAGGCGACAAGAUGCUGAAGGAGCUGCAGGGCCUGCAGGCUCCCCUGGACAAGCUCCUGGAGGAGAGCAACGUCCGCUUCUUCGGCGCUUCUUCUUCGGCCCCCGCCCGAGCAAGCAUGAGCGUGGACGACGGCGAAGAUGACGAAGAUGAGGAUGAGGAUGACGACGGAGAUGAAGAGGAAGACGACGAUGACGAGGAGGACGACGAGGAGGACUACGACGGGGCGGCGGCGCGGGCACGAAACGGACGCAUGCCGUGGGCCAACCAAGAGGGCGAGGAGGGCCGGCAGAGUGCAGGGCUCAGUUUCGACGACGACGACGACGAAGACGACGACGGCGAGGACAUGGAUGAAGAGAAGGAGGAGGGGGACAUGGGCGCGCGAGAGGCGGAGAAGGCGGCGAGGUCGAGGCAGCUGGGCAUCGUGGCAGAGUGGGAGGCCAAGCUCAACCUGGGCGGGAGCAGCCGGUCGGCAUCGCUCUCGAGCCUCAUCUACGGCGACGACCAGGGCGGCAGCAACAAGGACAAGCGCGACGAGGCCCAGGACAGCAGCGACGACGACGGCGACGAGUUCUUCCGCCCCAAGAAGAAGAACGGCGCCGCCGCUGCCGCCGAUGGCAAGCCCAACAGCGCAUCGUCGGCGGCGGCAGCGAGGCGGCGCGGGGUGGCGGCGAUGGGGGCGGGCGAGGAGGAGGACUCGACCAAGGCCCUGCGGCAGGCCGACGACCCAACGCUGGCCCUGCUCGACUCGGACCGCCCGGACCUCGACGACCUGCGCGAACAGCUCCGCCAGAGAUUCACCUACGCACACGAAGGCACCGGACCCGCGCAGCCGGCCGAUGACGCCGCCGGCGGCGGCCUCGGCCUCGACGACGACGAUGACGAGGACGGGGACAUGAAGGGCGGUGAUGGAAGCGAUGACGAGGAAGACGACGACGAGGACGCGCGUCUGAAGGCCAAGCUGGCGAUGAAGCGCAAGUUUGACGACAUGUACGACGGGUCCAAGGCCGAGGAGGGCGAGGCGAAUGGGGGCGACGUCGGGGGAGGCCUCGAGGAGGCCGCCGGCACCACGGUCGCGUCGGCGGCGGCGUCGGCGUCGAAGGACGGGUUCGCGAGUCUGUCGCCGGAGGCGCGUGCCGAGCUGGAGGGCGUGCGCGCGGGUGCGUACGUGCGGCUCAAGGUGGGUGGGGUGCCGGCCGAGUUCGUGGAGUGCUUCGACCCGAUCUAUCCGGUGAUCGUGGGCGGGCUGCUGCCGUCGGAGGAGAACCUGGGGUUCGUGCAGGCGCGUCUGAAGCGGCACCGGUGGCACAAGAAGAUCCUCAAGACCAACGACCCGCUCAUCUUCUCGCUGGGCUGGCGGCGGUUCCAGGCGCUGCCGGUGUACGCCAUCCAGGACCACAACGGGCGCAACCGGAUGCUCAAGUACACGCCGGAGCACAUGCACUGCGUGGCCACCUUCUACGGACCCAUCACGCCGCCCAACACGGGCCUCAUCGCCUUCCAGACGCUGUCCAACGAGAAGCCCUCGUUCCGGGUGAGCGCGACGGGCGUGGUGCUGGAGCUGGACCAGUCGUUCAGCAUCGUCAAGAAGCUCAAGCUCACGGGCGCGCCCUACAAGAUCAUGAAGAACACGGCCUUCAUCAAGGGCAUGUUCUCCAGCGCGCUCGAGGUGGCCAGGUUCGAGGGCGCCGCCAUCCGCACCGUCUCGGGCAUCCGCGGCGCCAUCAAGAAGGCCGCCGCCCAGCCGCCGGGCGCCUACCGCGCCACCUUCGAGGACAAGGUCCUCAUGUCCGACAUCGUCUUCCUCCGCACCUGGUUCGGCGUCAAGGUCGAGAAGUACUACAACCCCAUCACCUCGCUCCUCUCCGGCCGCGGCGACCAGAAGAAGGGCACCCGCUGGCGCGCCAUGAAGACCGUGCGCGAGCUACGCGAGGAGCGCAACAUCCCCGUCCCCAACUCGGCCGACUCCCACUACCGACCCAUCACCCGCGAGCGCCGCGUCUUCAACCCGCUCCGCAUCCCCGCCUCCCUCCAGAAGGACCUCCCCUUCGCCUCCAAGCCCAAGGACAGCAAGAAGCGCUCCAAGCCCACCCUCGGCACCAAGCGCAAGGUGGUCAUGGAGCCGCAUGAGAAGAAGGUGCACACGCUGCUGCAGCAGCUCAACACGAUGAAGAACGACCAGACGAAGAACAUGAAGCUGAAGAAGGCCGAAAAGAGGAAGAAGUACCUGGUCGAGAAGAAGAAGGAGGACGCCAAGCUCAAGGAGAAACAGCAGGAGCAGAAGAAGCGCUUCUUCCGCACCAAGAGCAAGCUCGAGGAGCGCAUGAAGAAGAACUCUGGACCACACAGAGGCAGUGGGUCCAAGGCCGACGCGGGCGACGUGUAG